Molecule: messenger RNA, 887 nt
Organism: Owenia fusiformis
Lineage: Eukaryota; Metazoa; Annelida; Polychaeta; Sabellida; Oweniidae
Source: the annotation of a GenBank genome assembly
UGAUCGAGGGCAUACUGGUCCCACUGGUGCAAAAGGUGAUCGAGGGGAAACUGGUGUCAGUGGUGUAAGAGGCCAAAAGGGGUCAACUUGUCCUAAAGCUACAAAAGCUGAAAAGGGUGAAAAAGGUGAAAAAGGCGAUCAAGGGCCAAAAGGUGAAAGAGGAAACAGUGAAGACAUUUGCCAAUGGACACCAUGGUCUCCAUGGAGUGUUGGACGAUGCAGUAAACCAUGUGGAGGAACACGUCUUGAAACAAGAACCAGAAGAUACACUCAUUGUGUUUCUGGUACAGCUACAGAAACAAGGAUCAUGCCAUGCACACCAUGUAAGUACUGUGAAUGGAGCACAUGGGGGCCUUGGGAAGUUGGAUCAUGUGAUACACAUAAAUGUCUGCGUAUUGUGGCGAAAUAUCGAGGAAACAGUUUUCUUUCUCUGGCAGUUCAACUAUUUGUUUAGGAUCCUCAUUAGAAGAACGUUACUAUCCUUGUUGUUAAUGUUCAAAAUGUUCAAAGGCCAGCGAAAAAUAGUGUCCUCUUUGAGAACUAUAAUGGCACAAACAUCUGAACUUGGUGCACUUUAUUGAUACCAUAUUUUCUCUAAUAAUAUUCUCCAGUGAUAUAACCAAUAACCAUCAAAAUAUGUCAAUCAAUUUAAAAACAAAAUGUUGAUCAUGUUACAGCAAACAUUAUCGAAAGUUUGGCUUUAUUGAAGUUUAUAAUAAAGACAGUUUGGAAGGACCAACAAAUUGAAUUAUUUUGAUACAUGGUCCCAGGCUCGAACUUGUAAUUCAGGAGAAGAGGGUUCAUAUUAAACAUUGGCUUGUUAAACAUGAUAGGUUGCAUUCAUAAACAUUACAGCCGAUGUACAUUAGAAUGAGUAAUAUUAUGAG